Molecule: messenger RNA, 1050 nt
Organism: Trichoderma breve
Lineage: Eukaryota; Fungi; Ascomycota; Sordariomycetes; Hypocreales; Hypocreaceae
Exons: 1
Coding region: 1-1050 (349 amino acids)
Source: RefSeq, a predicted model, not a curated record
AUGGGGGAAGCAAUUACUGACUGCAAGCCGUUAUCCAGGACCCCGGGCGCGGAUCUCCACGUUCUUCAUUACCUUCCAACAAACUGGGAGCUGUUCUUCUCGGCGAAUCAGCAGCCAUGGCACAGGUACCAAAACGAGGGACUCUCGAAACCCGUUGCGGAGUCUCUUGUCAGAUUUGCGGACUUGACAGGCCUCCAUGCCUAUAACGGCUUAACUGCCAUUGCCCGCACUUCCUCAAACAUGGAGGUGUUUUAUUACUCUGAGGGCGACAACGUUAUCCACAGCCGUUUCUGGACAUCAGGUGGUGGCUGGGGCAACUCUGGUGUAGACAAAGCCAUCCAAGCUGCCCCGGGCACUCAUAUUGAGGGAAUCUCUCGUGAAUCAUCGCACAUGGAGAUCUUCUACGUUGGAACCAAUGGCAACCUCAUGCACUCCUACACUACCAAUUCCGGUAGCAAGUGGGUGAUUGAUCAGGACAUUGUAGAUGGCGCCCAUGGGAAGCCCACGAACAAGGGUUUCGGAGCUCUUACCAGAAACGACCAGAGUGCGGAGGUUUGGUGGAUCACCACGGAUGGUGCCAUCAACUAUGCCCCCUGGGACCCUCUCAACAGCUGGGAGUACGGCAAUUUGCGAGCAGCUGGUACAGCACAUACCAGCUCUGGCAUGGCCGUUCUCGCGCGAAGCAACGUCCGCAAGAAUAUCUUCUAUAUCGGAAAUGACAACCAGGUGUACCAGGGCUACUGGAAAAGUGAACAGCCCACUAUUUGGACAUUCGAGAAGCUGUCAGACCUCACUGCUGCUCCGGGCUCGUUGACGGCCGCCUCCAUGAACAGCCAGCACAUGGAGGUGUUCUGGACCGCUCCAGAUGGUUCUGUUAACCACGCAUACUGGUAUGAGAGCACAGGAAAGUGGACUAGCAGUUCCUUGGCUGGUAGCGGUAUUCGCUGCGUGCCCGGUAGCUCCAUUACUUCCACAUCUCGCAAGGAUGGGUGCAUGGAUAUCUUCUGCGCUACAUCAGACGGCUAUACUCAACAGUUCUCCUACUCCUAG